AUGAACAACAUCAAUUCGCUUCCGAAUUCUCCACGAGCUACUAGUUCACCGGCUGUGUCAGUAAAUGCCCAGAAUACAUUUUAUAACCAACAGAUGCUUCUACAGCAGCAGUAUAUGCAAAUACCAUCGCUUUAUGGUAGUCAGCAAACGGGAGGAAUCAUGUUACAACAGCAUCCGGUGGAUAUCCAGACAUUCCAACAGCAGCAGCAUCUAUUACAAGUUAUGCAACAGCAGCAACAACAGCAGCAAGCAUUGCAGAAUCAUCAACGUAGUUUAGGACUUCACGAAUCACAAACUUUUGCACAGCAACAGGUUGUGCUGCAACAGCAACAAUAUCAGCGUGCAUUACAACAAGCAGCACAGCAGCAACAAGUUUGUGUUUCAAUUACUAAUCAACAAAGGCAAUUGGAACAGCAACGUUUGUUAGAACAACAACAACGGCAACUUGACCUCAUGCAUCAAGAACGUGAAGCAGCUCGAUUGAAGCAGCAGCAAGAUGAAUUGUUACGUCAAAAAGCCGAAGCAUUGGCACGUCAGCAGCAAGAGGAAGAGGUUCGGCGAAUAGCUUAUGAAAAAGAGCAACAAUUUAAGCAGCAGCGAGAAGCACAUGAAAGAUUACGUUUGGAGCAACAGCGAAUUUUGGAAGAACAAAAACGGCAGGAAGAGGCUCGAAAACUUGAGGAGCAACGCAAAGAAAUAGAAAAAGUGCGUGCAAUACGAGAGCAACAAAGUCGAAAGCAACGUGAAGCACGUGAAGCUUUCAACAUAAUGAAAGAAAAAGCCGACAGUUUUCCCAUACCCAUACAUCUGGCUGGUUGUCAUACACUUACCAAAUUGGUGAAUCAUUUACCGUUUCCGUCUCUUUAUUUGCCUUACACGAACAACCUUAAAUGUGAAACUAUAAAUGUAUUACCACGAAUUGGACCUACACAGAAAGAAAUUUUAAUACAAGCCGUUGAAGCUAUUUCACAAGUUGAAACUUCCGAUGUGAUAUUGAAACAUGAAGAUGGUGAAACGAAUGAUUUUGAUAUGCAUGCAGCACCUUGUUUUGUGCGCGAAUUGUAUGAAAUCAACAAUCAGGCAUUUGACGUUGAUAUCCCUGAAAGUGUCGUAGCUCCUGAAAUAAUAGAUGUAGCAGCUAACACUUCUAUUGAAACUGAAGCAGAUGUAAUGGAAAGAUCAGCGGAACUUCAAGAACAAAUUACGCUUGUGAAGGAAGAUCUUGUGGAAACAAAUGGUAGAACUGAUGUCAAAUCGCUGAAAAUGGGGACAGCAAUUGUUUCCGAAACACAUACACCAUCUUUCUCAGAUAUAUCGAAAUCGACUACAGUACAGGAGGAUGAGCAGCAAGUCCAAUUACGUCGACAAAUUGUUUCUCUUGGAAAGCAACCGAAAGCUCAACAAAUACGCAGGAAAAAGGAUAUGGUUGAAUCGUUAUUCGACUCUCUGACUGGUUAUUUUGACCCGACUGAAGGUCGCCGACGCAGACAGCGAACAAAGACAUAUGAGGAAGAACAAAACGAAAAAGUACAAAUGGAACUUUUCGCACAAAUGGAGAAAGUAGAUGCUAAUGAGAAAGAAGAAAAAGGGUCUGCGAAAAUUGAGCACCGUCCGGAUCAUGCUGGAACAUCUAAAGAAGGAUCAACGGAAAACGAUGAGAAACCUAAAUUUUUCGAAGGACACAAAAAAGGUCGUAAAAGAGUCCGAGAAAAAACUUUUGAGCAACCAGAAAGACCGCCUACACCAACAGAAGUGAUUCAACAACGAGAAUUAGAAUGGCGUGAACGCCAACGUAAACGACGUGAAAAGCAUAAACGUCGGCAGAAUGAAUCGGAAUCUGAAUGUUGGAAUAAUGAAGUUAUGGCAGAGAAAGAAUCGUACAUCAAAUUCACCACUAUUAUUGAUCAAAUUUUUGAAACUAUUGAUGAACAGGAUUUCGUUCCAACAACAAACGCAGAUGAUGAUUGUGGAAUGCCACAAGACUUUUUGGACAAAGACCAGCUCGAAGAAUUGCGCCAGGAAGCGCAAAAAUUGAAGUCGUGGAAGAAAAUCAAUAAAGUCAAUCCAGAACGUCUAGUAAAACUUUUGACAAUUCUGGAAAAGAAUAUCCGUGAUAUAAUCGGUGCAGAAGGGGAACAGUCACUCAUUACCCUUUUUAAUGAGGAAGAUGAAGACGAUUCAAAUGAAGCAUAUCGUGAAGCAAUCGGUGAUCGUAUAAUGCGUGCAGCUGAUGCAUCUUGUACAGCAAUGCUUAUAAUGACAUCUACGAAAAUGCCGAAACAAGUAUUUAUCGAAGACCCAAUUGAUCGUUCCAUACAACUCUGCAAGCAAUUUCUUAACAAUAUUGUUUAUCCGACAUCCGAUAGCUCAUGUAGUACUUCUAAUAAAGGACGAAAGAAUGAAGAUAGAAAACGAAAAAAGUCUAUAAGUAAUGCUCGAUCCCGCAUUAUCAAAAACAUUUACACUCGUGUUACUGAACUUGUCGGAUGCUUUGCUGAGCUCGUUCGUACUCAAUCCUUAACAGAUACAGCUGUACUGCAGCUAUGUACUUUGGCAUCUGGACCAUUCUUUAUAGAUAAUGUUGGUGAAUUACAAAUGCAAUCUAUCAAACUUCUUUCGGCCAUUUUUUCGCGUUACGAAAAUUUUCGAAAAAGCAUCAUUCAAGAUUUGCUCAGUUCUGUUCAUCGUCUACCUCCGAUAAAAACUUCCAAAAAUAGUUAUCGUAUGACUGCUGAGGAUUGGAUCAGUAACAUGACUGUUCUUAUUAUGCAGCUUGUGCAAAGUGUUGUGAAGGUUCCAAGGCGUCGACGUUCUGAUGAACCUUUUGACAUUGGUGAAGAAACAACAGUUGAUGAUACUGUAGUCAAAGAUUCUGUAGUUGAAUGUCAAAAAAUGGCAUCAUUGUUUCUCAGUGGAUUCCUAGCUAAGUGCACAGCCAAGUCAGAAGAAGAUUACCGACGUCUAUUCGACCAGUUUGUACAUGAUUUGCUCACUGCUUUAUACAAACCUGAAUGGCCCGCCGCUGAAAUGCUCUUGACGUUACUAGGAAAUGUUCUGGUCACUUUCUACCGUUCAAAAAAUGUUGAUAUGUCAUUGAGAAUUGCCAGUUUGGAUUAUUUGGGUACAGUAACUGCUUCACUGCGUAAGGAUAUGCAGCAGGCUAUUUCGGACGAUAUUCGGUUGGAUGUAGUUGUUAAAACACUUCUGUAUGAAGAGCUUGAGGAGGAGGAACAGACCGGCGAUAUCGAUACUAUUGAUAUCAGUCAUAUGUCACCAGCCGACAAGAUGAAGAAGGUUCAACGAGCCUUGAUUGAUUAUCUCGUUGAAAGAAGAGGUGAUGCUGAUGUUUCCAUCGAGUAUGCGAUAAUGUUUUAUGUGGGUAUUUGGUAUAAGGAAGUGUAUGAAGAAGCAGAAUCAGCAAAGCAAAAGCUGAAGCAGAUUAUGAAUAGUUCCGAAAUCAAUGAUAAAGAAAAGCGCAAAUUUGAAAAGAAAUCUGCAAGGGUUCUGGAACGAUGUCAGUUAAUGAAAAUAUUUCUUAUCAAAACUGCUGACAAAAAGCAUAUGAGGAAACGUGCUGAACAAAUUGCACGUACUGGUAGCAUUUUGAUGGAUAGCGAUGCGUCGUGGCUUGUAAGAUUCCUGGCUUCAAGUCGGGAAUUCAGCCAAUCGUUUUCCACAUACCUCAAUCAUAUUUUGUAUGGCAUACAUGCAGAACAGGCAGUGGGUUUAAGGACCAAAGCAAUGCGAUGCUUAACCUUGAUCAUUGAAGCAGAUCAUGCGGUUUUAAAAAUUCCUGAGGUACGCAAAGCAGUGCAAGCAAGGAUGAUGGAUCCGAAUGCAGCAGUUCGUGAAGCGACCAUUGAACUCAUUGGGAAGUAUUUGAUUGCGAAACCUGAAUAUGUCCCCCAAUACUAUCCAUUAUUAAUUGAACGUAUCAAGGACUCUGGUGUAGCAGUUCGGAAGCGUAUAAUACGUAUAUUGCGUGAGAUUUGCGAAAAGCAGCCUGAUUACGAAAAAGUGCCAGAAAUGUUGGCACGGAUCGUACGUCGUAUAUCGGAUGAAGAAGGAGUAAAGAAAUUAACUAUUGAUACAAUGCAAAGCUUGUUGUUUCAAUCUGCUCGUGAACGAGAUUCUAUUCAGCUAAUCAAUAAGUUAUGGUUUAUCUCCUCUCUAUUGUGA
Cercopithifilaria johnstoni is the source of this 4179-nucleotide messenger RNA. NCBI's taxonomy places the organism in Eukaryota, Metazoa, Nematoda, Chromadorea, Rhabditida, Onchocercidae. The record is from the annotation of a GenBank genome assembly.